Molecule: messenger RNA, 372 nt
Organism: Pocillopora meandrina
Lineage: Eukaryota; Metazoa; Cnidaria; Anthozoa; Scleractinia; Pocilloporidae
Source: the annotation of a GenBank genome assembly
ACUGAAAAGCCAAAAGGAGAGUAUGAAAAACCCAACCAAAAGCAACUGGAAGACGAGAAGUCAAAAGGAGCAUGUGGGGACUCCCCACAGCAGGCUGAUGAGCCCGCGGAAGAUAAAUCUUCACGACAGCAGCAGCUGAUUGCAGACGAAGGUAUGUUUUGCCACCCUCCAUUUUCGCCAAAAUUCAAAGUUUUGGAGCAUUAAUUUCUCGUUUAUCAGUCUGGGUAGAAGAAAUAUAUCUUCAUUACUCCAAAACUCUUGGUUAUUUGUUUUAGGCGACAAUGUUAACUAAAGUAUCAUGAUAAUGAGUUGCUUUGUUAUUCAACAGGAGAUUACGAAGAAGAUGAUGCGGUACUGGAUACACGUCUGUAA